Messenger RNA from Vigna radiata var. radiata (mung bean), 835 nucleotides. RefSeq lists its product as uncharacterized. Lineage: Eukaryota; Viridiplantae; Streptophyta; Magnoliopsida; Fabales; Fabaceae. The transcript has 4 exons. The record is from RefSeq and is a predicted model, not a curated record. Bases 184 to 573 code for a protein of 129 amino acids.
UAGGAACCUCACAAGCUUUCUACAUCUUCAGAUGUGUCUCUAUUGAAAAUUUGAGUUGGCUCAAGGCAGCUUCUUAGUGUGUUGUGACCAAGUUAUGCUCUUUCAUUAUCUCCAAAGCCAAAUAUCUUUCCCCUCCUAGUGAUCACAACAAGUGUGGUACAAGCCAGUGCUAAUUUGAGAAACAUGGAAAAAAUUGAAGCAUAUGAAUCUACAUUAUCAUCGGCUCAAUCACAAGAAAUAUCCACUUCAGAUUCAUUAGCCCGUGCUUUAGGAAUCAAAGAGCAUUGUGGACGUGUUCGUGGUUUAGGUUUGGGUCCUUGUCCAUCUAAAGUCUUUGGAGUCCAUGCUCGUUCUCAUAGGGGAUCAUCUUCAGCUUCAGCUUCUAAUGUUGAAUUAGAAACUCAGGUGUCUUCAUUGACAGCACAAGUCAAUGAAAUGAAGGCAGUGAUAUCAUUAUUGUUGCAAAAUUAUCCGGGUCAAUUACCUUCACAGCUUGCUACCACAUUUCAACCAUCGAUAUCUGAUCAAGGAAGUGUGCCACAUGAUGGAUGUAACCAAAAAGAAGAACCUUAGACAUUUUGUCUUUAACUGUAUAAUCAUAACUAGGUAUCUGAUCAAGCAUUGCAUUACCUUGCUCCCAUCAAAACAUAGUGUUGUCCUUUCAAGACAAAAGUUAAUCUUAAUUUGGACAAGUCACAACUAAUGAUACUUUAAUGAUUAGAUUUUUGUUUCUAUUAAUGGUUACUACUCUUGUAAUCUGUACCUAGAACAUGACAUGCCACAGUAUAAAGUUUAAGGCUUUACAAUUUCACAAUUUUAAUGUGCAUAAUUGACA